Chaetomium fimeti is the source of this 1558-nucleotide messenger RNA. RefSeq lists its product as uncharacterized. Gene Ontology annotation, molecular function: rRNA small subunit aminocarboxypropyltransferase activity. The transcript has a single exon. Lineage: Eukaryota; Fungi; Ascomycota; Sordariomycetes; Sordariales; Chaetomiaceae. Bases 182 to 1423 code for a protein of 413 amino acids. The record is from RefSeq and is a predicted model, not a curated record. Gene Ontology annotation, biological process: maturation of SSU-rRNA.
AUUAAAGUUCUCAGCGGGAGGCAGGAAAUCUCCGAGUGAAGUCAUUGCAAGUAAUUUAUUAUCACCAACACCCAAUAUCAACCCUUUGACACGGUAUACGAAAGGUCUCGCUUUAUUAUUCACCAAUUCCACGGCCAUUCUCUAAUUUCCCCACCGGCUUCCCCCCCGCCCCGACCCCACCAUGGUCCGCCACAAGAAAGACAACUUCUCGUCGCGGGGCAAACAUGCCCACCGCGGACCGCCCCGAAACGCCCGACAAAUCGAGGCCGAGAACAACGGCAGCGCCGAAACCCCCGACAGCAACAACCGCACCGGCGGCUCCCGCCCCGCCUUCAAAGCCGCGUGCUGGGACCUGGGACACUGCGACCCGAAGCGAUGCUCGGGCAAGCGGCUGAUGCGGCUGGGGCUGAUGCGGGAGCUGCACCUGGGGCAGCGGCACGCCGGGGUGAUCAUCACGCCCAACGGCAAGCAGACGCUGUCGCCGGCGGACGCGCCCCUCUUGGACCAGCACGGCGCCGCCGUGGUCGAGUGCUCGUGGGCGCGCACCAAGGAGGUGCAGUGGGGCAAGGUCGGCGGCAAGUGCGAGCGCCUCCUGCCCUACCUCGUCGCCGCCAACACGGUCAACUACGGCAAGCCCUGGCGCCUCAACUGUGUUGAGGCUCUGGCUGCCGCUUUUGCCAUCUGUGGCCACCUCGACUGGGCCGCCCAGGUGCUGAAGCCUUUCUCGUACGGGGAGGCCUUUCUGGAGAUCAAUUCGAGUUUGCUGAAGAAGUAUGCCGCGUGCGAGGACGAGGCGGGCAUGAAGAGGGUCGAGGAGGAGUGGAUGGAACGGUUGGACCGGGAGUAUACCGAGAGCAGGGAAGAGGGGGAUCCGGAUGAUUUGUGGGCCGGCGGGAACGUGAACAGGAGGAUGCCAGCGGACUCGGACGAGGACGAGGAAGGGAGCGAAAGAGAUGGAGAGGAGGACGAGGAUGAAGACGAGGAUGAGAAAGAGAAAGAGCAGGACGACGAAAGUGUAGACGGCAUCUUUCUCGGCAGCAAACCACCACCAAAAGCGCAAGGGCAACAACCAGAAGAAAGGGACCGUUUUGCACUCCCAUCAGACAGCGAAGAAGACGACGACGAUGCCGAAAUGGAAGCCAUUCGCCGCAAGAUAAUUGCCUCGAAGCCCUUCUCCAACCCCGAGCCCGACGCGAAAAAGCCACUCGAGACCGUCGCCCGACCACAACCAAAAUACAAGCCGGAUUCAGACGCCGAACCAGAUUCGGAUAACGGGUCGGAUGACGAGUUUGAUAACAUUAUUGAUGCGACACCAGUGACAGAUCGAAUGGGGCUGGCCAAGUUAGAGAAGGAGAGGGCGCGGAUCACGACAACAUCGAGAACGUUCUCAUCGGGCGGCGUGUCUGCACCCUCGAGGUGGUAGCCAGUCAUAAGAAGCAAUGCUUUUUCAAGCGCGUAUAUAAUCACGACAGCGUUUAGUAUAUUUUCAUGCCGGCGCGCGUCUGUACCAUCGAGGUUGUAAAUAGUUACAAAAUGCAAUGCUUUUUCAAGCGGGUAU